AUGAACAAUGAAACAAGCUUCCUACGGGAAAUGCUUGAUGGGAAUGAUACACAGGUGACAACUUUUGCUCCCAAUUCAACACCCUUAGCCACUAUUAUUGAUUCCUUUACAUCCAAAGGGGAAAGGAACCAAGUAUCAACUACCGCUACCAGCCCAAUUGUAGAGAGUGUUGUAAACGGCGUCAAUGACGCUAUCACCGGUGUGGUAGGAAUUGUAACUUCUUCCUUCUCUGGAAAUGAAUCCUCACCCCUCCAAUCUUUAUCAGCUGCACACACACAGAGUGUUCCCAUUAUUCAUAAUGGAACAAAUAGCAGUACUACGCACAAUGUUCUACUUGGAGGAAGCUCACAAGAAAUAUGUUUGACACUAAAUAUGUUCACUCUGCUUUUUCUCUUUUUGUUACUCCUAAUGAUAAUGCGCAUCGCAGCGUUUUUAUACGACGACACCGUCCUAGGAAAUUGCUACGAUAAAGUGUGUGACUUCCUGUGUACUAAGCCCGGAAACGAGGAACACGAUAAUGCAGAUGAAAAUGAGACAGGUAAUGACAUUGAAAGAGGAGGCUCCGGGAGAGGAGCCCGAAACAAAAAUUCCCAUAGGCGUGAUUCAGAGAAAAGAAUAAGAACAGGAAAGAAAAGCUUAGGAAAGCGAAAAAUUCAUAUAUUUCUCAAAAUCCUACUUUUACCGAAUCAGGUGUAUAACAGCUUGACUUUACCUCUUGUGGUAAUGGAACUGGGAAUAUCUUGUUUAAUCCCUCAUUAUAUGAUACCAAUUUCAAGACACUUACGGACGUUGAAGGAAAAAAGGAUAAAAAUUGAAAUGGGAACAACCAGACUCUUACUAAGUGAAAAGAUCAUAAAGGAAAUGUUGUUGUUGAGAAGAUGGGCAAAGUGA
This is a messenger RNA of Plasmodium inui San Antonio 1, 891 nucleotides long. RefSeq lists its product as hypothetical. The record is from RefSeq and is a predicted model, not a curated record. NCBI's taxonomy places the organism in Eukaryota, Apicomplexa, Aconoidasida, Haemosporida, Plasmodiidae. The transcript has 2 exons. The coding region runs from base 1 to 891 and encodes 296 amino acids.